Molecule: messenger RNA, 1458 nt
Organism: Purpureocillium lilacinum
Lineage: Eukaryota; Fungi; Ascomycota; Sordariomycetes; Hypocreales; Ophiocordycipitaceae
Cellular component (GO): cytoplasm
Molecular function (GO): oxidoreductase activity
Source: RefSeq, a predicted model, not a curated record
AUGACUUCCGCCCCUUCACUCGCAGAGGCGGUCAAGAGCCGCAUCGCCCUCCCGCCAGGGCUUCCCAAGCCGAACCCGACCACUGCGGUAUGGCAGGACCCUCCGCACCCGACUGUCGCAGACGCGCAGUCGGCUGUCUUGCCCAAGACUGUCGACAUUGCCAUCAUCGGCUCGGGCAUCACCGGCUGCUCCGUCGCACACACUCUUCUCGAUGCGUCUCCCACCCUCCGUGUCACGGUGCUAGAAGCGCGACAGGCCGUCAGCGGCGCAACAGGUCGCAACGGCGGGCAUCUGCUAUCGGAUAGCUCAUCGUUGGUGCCCAAGCUCGUCCCUGCCAUCGGCACCGAUGCGGCGGGUGAGGUGGCGCGGUUCAGCGAGGCCAAUAUAGCUCGCAUCAAAGAGCUGGUCGCGGCUCUCGACAGACCGGAGCGAGAGGCAGUCGAGCUGAGGGAGGUUAUUGGCAGCGCGGCUUUUGGGGACGCGGAGACGCUGGCUGCGGCACAGGAAGGGCUCAAGAUCCUGGAGGAGAUACAUCCGGGGAGUGGCUUACAACACAAGAUUGUGUCUGCCGAGGAGGCUGUCAAGAAGUACAAGUACAACACGAGCAUUGCUGGCGCGGUUGAGCAGCAGGGCGCGGCCGCUUUAUGGCCGUAUCGUCUCAUCACGGCCGUCUUCCGUCAGCUUCUCGACAAGCAUUCGGAUCGGUUUAACCUCGAAACAAGCACUCCAGUGCAGUCCAUCGAGUGCACUAACGCCGAGGGACCGGAGUAUCCGUACACCCUCACCACACCUAGAGGUACGAUCCGCGCGGCCAAGAUCAUCCACUGCACCAACGGCUUCUCAGGCCAUCUCGUGCCAAACCUCCCCGGCCGGCUAUUCCCCAUACGCGGUACCAUGUCCACGCAACAGCCAGGUCCAUCCUUUGCCAACCUGGGACAGAAUGUGUCGUGGAGCUACCUGUGCAAGCCGAAGCUGGAUCAUGAGACGGGGGAGUUUUGUCCCGGCUUGUACUACGCCCAGCAAAAUGCCCGGACUGGCGCAAUCUUCAUUGGCGGCGAAGGUCAGAAAAUGGAGGACUUGCUGUCCAGCGACGACUCUGUAAUUGCUCGCGAGGCGCGUGAGAGUCUUUGUAACGUCCUGCCGCGGAUAUACGACGCGGACGUGGCGCCCGUGGGCGAACAAAAGGUCUGGUCUGGCAUCCUGGGGUUCACGUCGGACGGUCUACCGCUCGUAGGGCGCCUGACCGAGGACCUCACGGGGCGGGCCGGCGACGGGGAGUGGAUUGCCGCGGGGUUCAAUGGCCAUGGCAUGGACAAGUGCUGGUUGACGGGGGAGGCGGUUGCAAAGAUGGCGAUUGGGGGGGAACGACCGGAGGGCUUUCCGAGGGCAUUCAUGGUGUCACCCGAGAGAUGCGGGAUGAUGGGGGCGGAGCAGGCUCUCGAGGUGUUGCUCGGCUAG